UUCUUCCUCCUAUACGCCUGAGAAACUGCUACACUCUGUGUUCUCGAAGAGCACUUGAAUUUUCGAAGAGACCUAGAUCUGAUCUAAUCCGAUCCGCCAUGGAAGAGAAGAAGGUAGAAUCGACGAAGAAGGAUGUUAAGAAGGUCAAUCUAUUGGACCACAACUCCAUCAAACACAUGCUCGACGAGUCCGUCUCCGAUAUCGUUACGAGCCGUGGAUACAAGGAGGACGUGAGGUUGAGCAACAUGAAGCUGAUCUUAGGGACGGUUAUCAUCGCGGUUGCUCUCGUUGCACAGUUCUACAACAAGAAGUUUCCGGAGAAUAGAGAUUUUCUUAUUGGAUGCAUUGCAUUAUAUCCUUUCUUUUUGAAUAUCAAAUCUGUGAUGAAUAAGAUGUGUGGGUUCUUUGACUAUAUGGUAACGUAUGUAGUGUUGAAUGGGGUGAUGCAGCUGAUUAUGUACACCAAGGAGAAGAAUGCUAUAUUGUUCACCUAUCCUCUUGAGGGAUCAUUCACCAGCACUGGCUUAGUUGUCUCUUCAAAGCUGCCGAGGUUCUCUGAUGAGUACACUCUCACCAUUGACAGUGCUGAUCCAAAUUCAAUCUCAGCUGGGAAGUCAGUCCAAUUCACCAAAAGUGUCACCCAAUGGUUUACGAAAGAGGGAGUUCUUGUUGAGGGUUUGUUCUGGAAAGACGUGGAAGCAUUAAUCAAGGACUAUGCAAAAGAAGAACCAAAGAAGAAGAAAUGA
Molecule: messenger RNA, 746 nt
Organism: Eruca vesicaria subsp. sativa (arugula)
Lineage: Eukaryota; Viridiplantae; Streptophyta; Magnoliopsida; Brassicales; Brassicaceae
Source: the annotation of a GenBank genome assembly